Molecule: messenger RNA, 2395 nt
Organism: Alligator mississippiensis (American alligator)
Lineage: Eukaryota; Metazoa; Chordata; Crocodylia; Alligatoridae
Exons: 2
Coding region: 565-1467 (300 amino acids)
Source: RefSeq, a predicted model, not a curated record
ACAAACUGGCUGAAUUAGAGGGAUGAAAUGAUUGGAUAUGUUAAUGAAAGGCGAUAAGGGAGACCAAUAGUCAAUGUCCAAAGUAAUACACCAGAAAAAGGCAAAAUUAAAAGGUAUGCUCAUGACGGGUCUGUUGAACAAAGGAAUAUGCUGACAGGAUAACAUAUCGGCAAUAUGUUGGCUGGAGAGAGACCAAUCUGAAAGCAAAGAGUCAUCAAAGGAGUGAAGUUAAAGAAAAGCAUAAAAGGGGGCAGCAAGAAAGUUAAGUGUUUUUGUCUUCAUCAUCAUAAAUCCAACUUUCAACACCUGUCUGGACCGUCCAAGCCAACAAUGCACCCUUUGCUUCAGGAACUGAGUGGCAGCCUUUUCUGUUGAGCAAAGUAACAUCUGGGAUUGGGAACUUGGUAGCUCAGGUAAAAUAGCAGAUUUGCAAAAAAAGGGAAAAUGAAAAUGUUGAGCUGGGGGAAGAAGAAGCAGGAUCCUCACUUUCAAGAUCAUUGAUCCCAGAUACGUGAUCCACCAUGAGUAGCUGUUCAAGAUAGUCAAGCUUUUAAAUUAAGCUUUAUGGACAAAAUGUCAAAAGAAGAUCAAGAAAAAGCAGAUGAGAGAUUAGCUCGAGCUAUAUUUGCAAGUGGUACACCUCUUUCCAUAACUGAAAAUCAAUACUGGAAAGAACACUACAAACUAAUUCACCCAUCAUAUAAGUUACCAUCACUUUAUCACUUAUCACACUCUCUCUUAGAUAGAGAGUAUGACAGAGUUCAAACAAUGGUUAUUCAAAGGAUUGGUCAAGGAGAAUCACUGACUCUGAUGUCAGAUGGAUGGACUGAUAUACAAGGAAAUCCUUUAUUGAACAUUAUGUUAGCAACCUCUGAACCAAUAUUCCUGAAAACAAUUGCUACCAAAUCUUCUUGUCAUACAUGUGAAUACAUAGUGAAAUUACUGAGCAAAGAGAUUGAAAGUGCAGAUCCCUCCAGGGUACAAGCCCUUGUAACUGAUAAUAUGAGUAACAUGAAAGCUGCAUGGCCAAUAUUAAAGGCAAAGUAUCCUCAUUUAAUAGUAUUUGGCUAUCUUGCUCACGGGUUGAAUCUUCUGGCAAAGGACAUACUAAGUACGAAUACAAUGAAGACAAUAUUGGCAAACUGCAUAGCGAUUGUGAAGGUAUUCAGCAAUAAUCAUGUUGCUAAUCAGACUUUGAAGAAGUUACAGAAAGAGAAGCAGGGGAAGGAAAGUGCACUUUUAUUGCCAGGAGAAAGUAGAUGGGGCUUGGCUACAAAAUGUUCAUGUAGUUUGCUGUGCACAAAGAACUGUUUGCAGUGCACUUCAAUAGAUGACACAGUAUCCCAGAUUAUUCCUGUGAACAUUCAGAAGCAGAUUAUCACAAGUUCAGGGAGCAUUCAAUUUGCUACUACCAGUUUCAGUGACUACCAAACCUUUCAAAUAUUCCAGAGAUAUUCAGACAACUGAAUGAAAAUCUAACUGAGUUUUUGCCUUCUUCAGCUCUAUCCACAAAAGAAGAAGAAAUAAAACAAAUGUUUACUAAGAGAUCUGAGUUUUGCUAACAUCCAGUUCAUCUGGCUGCAAACCUUUUGUAUCCUCAACAUAAGAGGUUAACAUUUAUCUGAAGACGAAGUAUCUACUGCUCUCAAUACAAUUAUUGAAGUAGCUAAGAAUGUCUCCAACAUGGAUGAAAUAGCCGUGAUGACCAUGCAAAAAAAAAACUUUGGAGCAAAGACAUCAUCUAGUGGGCAGCAGAGAAUAUGUCUCCUCUCACAUGAUGGAAAGGAUACUGUAACACCUGACUGGUGUCCAGGAUUGCUCUAAGGAUCCCAAGAAUGCCAGCAGCAGCAACUUCUUGUGAACGGAACUGGAAGGCUUUCAGCUCAAUUAAGAUAAAAAUGAGGAAUAGACUAACAAAUGAACGCGCUGCUAAGCUUGUUUCUAUUUCUCAAAAUCUUUUGCUUCUGGGAGAAUUAGUCAGAAGCACAAUUAGUGAAGAAGAUGCAGUGUGAUAAUAAGUUGCCCUUGCCCAUAGGCUCAUUGGCAAAACCAUCCUUUAGCAAAAGAGAAUGUGGUUCAAGUAGUUCUGAAUCCGAUUUGCCUCAAUCUGAUUUUGAAAUGGAACUAAUAAGUAGUGCAAGUGAUUUUACAGAUAGUGACUGUGAAACUGGCGGGGCCACAAUGACCUCAGUGGAAGAGAGUUAAAUUCUGAUGAAGCAGUUGAGUGGACAACCACGGCAUAUCAAGCACAGUUCUUUGGGUGUGCUAAAAUUAAUAUGUCAACAGUUUUCAGGGCCUUCAUUUUUUUUCUUAAAUUUAAACAAACAAUGUAAGGGAAGUACAUGCUAUUGUGUAUUGUCUUACAUUUUUACAAGUAUUCCAAUAAAAAUAAUUU